UAAGCUCCACCUCCUUUCGCAAGAACUGUUUCCUGCCGCCGUCCUGCGUCUACUCAGCAGUCUAUGAUCUACUCUUUAAUUUUAAUAGAUAUGUUUUCCAUAACACAGCAGCUUCUGAAGCCUGACUUAAUUACCCGCUAAUCAAACAAUGAGGAGGACACGACGCGCUUCACUCUGUCAUUCUGAGGACGUCACAAGAAAACUCUGUUUCUAAUAAACAACAACUUCGCUCGACAGCUGGAGUCGCCUCAAACGGUGACAGGUUUUAGAGUUGUGUUUUUCUCUUCGAGAUGGCUGGGGGCAUUACAGAAACAGGGGAGCCUUACUCACCAUUUGUUGGCCUGGUGUACAUGUUCAAUUUAAUUGUUGGCACUGGUGCCCUGACCAUGCCCAAGGCCUUUGCAGCAGCUGGCUGGGUUGUCAGCGUCUCCCUCAUCACAUUUUUGGCUUUUAUGAGUUUCAUGACCACCACAUUUGUAAUUGAAGCCAUGGCUGCCGCCAAUGCACAGCUGCGCUGGAAGAGGAGAGAACAGGAAGAGAUUAAUGACAGCGACUCCAGCUCGGACUAUUCGGAUGAUGAGGUUGUUAUCCGGGGACGCUCAGAACCUGUCGAGACGCGGCCCAUUCUCUCUGUCCAGCGUGCCGUGAAUGUAGACCACUUUGACAUUGUCGAGAGAGUCGAGUUGGGACAAAUGGCCUCCAUGUUUUUUAAUAAAGUUGGCGUCAACAUGUUCUACAUCUGUCUCAUCGUCUACCUGUACGGAGACCUGGCCAUUUAUGCUGCUGCUGUACCUGUAUCAUUGAUGGAGGUUGCAUGUGGGAAUCACUCAUGCAGUGCUGGGAGUGUGAAAUACAAUGACACCGAUUCAUGCUGGGGCCCUGUAAGACGCAAAGACGCCUACAGAGUGUUUCUGGCUACCUUUACACUGUUGUUGGGGCCCUUCACCUUUUUCAAUGCGCAGAAGACCAAAUACCUCCAGAUCCUUACUUCUCUAAUGAGAUGGAUUGCGUUCACCAUGAUGAUCAUCCUGGCUUUGAUUCGUAUUGGCAAGGGCCACAGUGAGGGCCGCCCAUCUGUGGCUCAGAUCUCAGGUGUGCCUAACCUCUUCGGGGUCUGCGUCUACUCGUUCAUGUGCCAGCACUCGCUGCCCUCGCUCGUGACGCCCAUCUCCAACAAGAAGCGCAUGAGCUCCCUGGUCAUGGCCGACUACAUCCUCAUCUUGUGUUUCUACAGCCUGCUGUCCCUCACGGCUAUAUUCUGCUUCGACAGUUCUCUGCUGCGGGACAUGUACACUUUAAACUUCACUGAUAACUGCGACGUCCUGAGCAUUCCAGUGUUGCGCUACUUCCUGGGCCUCUUUCCCGUUUUCACCAUUAGCACCAACUUUCCCAUAAUAGCCGUCACGCUACGCAACAACUGGAAGACUCUCUUCCAUCGGGAUGGCGGCACGUACCCUUGGGUGGUGGACCGUAUCGUCUUCCCGCUCAUUACCCUAGUGCCGCCCAUUAUCGUGGCCUUCUGUACUCACGAUCUGGAGGCGCUUGUGGGUAUUACAGGGGCGUAUGCUGGAACGGGCAUUCAGUAUAUCAUCCCGGCCUUCCUAGUAUAUUUUAGUCGUCGUCACCUAGAGCCUGUGUUGGGAAGGGAUGCUGUAAAUAAGCACCGGUCACCUUUCCAUCACACAUUCUGGGUUUGGUUUGUGAUAUUGUGGGCAACGUUCUGUCUAAUGUUUGUGACCGCUAAUAUUGUCCUUACCGAAGCUAAGAACUGAGUAUAAAUGGAGAUGUGUUUUGCUUUUAAUUUUUGAGGGGUGUUUGUUAGGUUAAAUGUUAAAAGAAUGGCAUCAGCUGAAGUUGAAUUCAGCAUCUAAAAGGAACCAGAAGUAGUUUUGGCAUUACUUCAGUAGGAGUAAUGUGAGACUUUUCUUUCAGAAAUCCACAAUCCUUUAGUGAAUGUUCCGUAAGGCAGGAUACAAAAUAAAAUCCAUAUAUGUGACCCAUGUUGGCAAAAUGAAUCACAAUGAGCAAAUUUUCAAAAAAGAGUUAGUUUUCACAUUCUCUAUUAAAUUUUUUUUUUAAAUCUUCAAAAUGAUCAUGGAAUCGGACAAAAAAUGUCUGAGCUACACCUGUUUGAAGUCAGUAGAGUCAGCAAAGUCAAUUUUGAGAGAAAUCUAGUUUUCUGAAGGUUCCAAAACAAAAUCGCCUAGCAACCAUAGAUUAAAAAUCUCUGGUAAUAUCACCAAAUUUGGCACAAACAAAUCUAUGGGAAAAAUAUAUGUUCAGCUUUUUUCCAUGAUUCCACAAUGCAGUGCGUGGGGUGUUUUGACCAAUCACAGAAGACGUUAGUUAAUUAGCGACUAUAGUUGUGAAUCUUCACUUGCCUUACGAUUCGUUUUUUUUUUUUAACGAUUCAAUUAUAAAACGAUUUUCGGUGCAUCCUUUCCUCAAAUUCUUUUAUUAAUAAUAAUUACUAUAUUAAUCAUAGUAUAGUUAUUAUUUUAUCUUUAUUAAAAAUAAAAACCAACAUGCAAAUAAACUUUAGAAUCAACUAAAACAAAUGUAAAAAUCACUACACAGUCUUUAGUGUAUUUAUUACAAAUAAAGUAGUUCAGUCAAGAGCAGCGAGUGAUUCCCUCUUUUCUUGAAUUGUUUGAUUAACAUUAAUAAGACUGACGCGGCCUAUAUAUUAAACCCUUUUCGUGGUUUAUCACUCUUAAUAACUCUUUUAACAUUCAUCAAGUCCCACACUUUAUAUUCUCAUCCCUGCAUGUUCCUCUCAAAUGUCAGACGCAAGUGCUUUGCUUCUGAUAGACAAACUGAACUUUUUAAAACUUAGAAGGUAGACCUGUCAGAAAACGUACAAAUAAAGAUAAUUUCAUAUGUUUAAUUACUAUUUGGAGCAUUGGGAUCAUUAGACGAGGGUUUAAUGAACCCGUUUUUGUGAAAAAUACAAAUUUGACCAAAAAAUUAACUUUUUUUCACUUGUUUUGCCUGUAGCUUGUAAUUAGCUGUGCGCAUUCUGACUCAUGUUGCCAGCACGGGUCACAUAUGAGGUGCACAUUCAAAACAUCACUUCAUUUAUUUGUUCUUGAGUUAUUUUUGAUUUUCCUCUUCAGUCAGGUGAAUCUCAUUAAAACAUGACUGGAUCACGUUUCACUUCAAAAGCAAAAAUAAUCGAAAUAAAUAAUCAUAUACAUAAGAAUGAAAAUGUCUUUGCAUAUAUGAUAUUGUUUACAAAACAUUUACCCCAAAUUCUGUUCUGAAUAAUGAUUCUCAUUUUUGUAAUAGAGAAAAAAAACCUCUGUAAUAAAAAAAAAAAACUACUCAGUGAUAGGGAUUUAAAAAAUGUAAUUAGCUUCUUAAAUUAAAUGCAAAAGAAAUACUACAUUGAUGUAUAAAUACUUAAGGAUUUUAAUAUAUAAAAUCUAAAUAAUAUUCCCAUAUAUUAUAUUGUUAUAUAAUGAAUUGUUCUCAAUUUUUUUAUUAUUAUAUGUAUUUAUACCUCUUUUUUGCAUUUUAAUAUUUUGAAAUAAUCUUUUUAAAUUGCUACGCUCUUAAGUGUUUAAAUUAAAUUAAAUUCCAUAUUUAAAAUCUUUUAGAUAUUGGGGUGAAAUGUGGCCUUUACAUGUUCUUGACAGAUUUCGUGUCACCCUCUGAUUUUGUUGAUCUUCAGACGAAACCACAAGUUUGUUCUUUUGGACUGAAAAAUUCAGGCCCCCAAAAAAUUACACCAAAAAUAUUCAUAAUAUUCAUCAAGUCAGACAAACAGACUGACAAUAAACGUUCCUUGUUUUCGUUUUCCAAGAUUGUUAGCACUUCACGGCUGGCAUUUUCGGCGUUCCUAACCGGCAGCUGGCACCUCACUGUGUCUCCUGCGCUGACGGAUGGUGACACCAGCACAGCGCUUGUCUGAAUAAUGUGCCCAGACCUGGAGUUCAAUCUCAGUUCAUCAGCAGAUUGAUAGAGGCAUUGAAAGCUUCCAUAUGUUCUCCAUGUAGUGACAUCUUAGCUGAAGCUCUCGGUUCUCAAACGGGCCCCCAGGGAGGCAGGAAGGGAAGACAAACCAGAUAUUAAAUGGACACGUCUGCCUCAUGAUCUACAGAGACUGAUAUCUAUCAUGAUCAGUGUGUGCACAUUCACGGUUAUUAAUGUUAAUGUCACUUUAGUUCUGACGAAGUUGUCUUGAGUUUGGCUUUAAUUCAAACCAAAUCUAUGGCAGCUGAUUCUCACCCUGCCUUUCAUUUUGCACGUUUUUUGCUCCUGAAAGGGAUCAUUUACACAGACUCAUCAUUUAUUCACCCUCUUGUGAUUCCAAAUAGUUAGGACUUAGUUCUCACAUUUUAAACUCUUUUUGGAAUGAAAGGCAGUGGGGUCCAGUGUUCUUUUGGACCCCAUUGACUUUCAUUACAGUGCUACAAAGAGUGAAAUUAAAGUCAGUGAGGUCCAAAAUAACACUGGAGUGUGAGUAAAUGAUGACAGUUACAUUUUAGUUGAACUAUUCCUAUAAUGUCUCUAGUGAUUUUCUAUUUGGUGUGUUUUUGCUCCGUCCACCUCAUGUUCUCCUCAGGUUUUGAAUGACAACAUGAAUCUGUCCCAGACAUAUUAGUUUGACACGUUUCUCUUUUUUUCCCCUGUGUGGUUUGCCAGCGGUUUACUGAUUUAAUCUGUGAUGUGUUUGAUACUGUAAAGUGAUCGCUGCUCUCUGUGAGAGCGCUGUCUCCUGAUCUAAGAGAACCUUAUCUGAACCUGCGCUUGAGUUUACACGGUUUCUUCUGUAGGUUUGGGUUCAAACUGCUGUUGAUUUAAAGGGAAAUGUAUCUGUAGGAUCUUGUUUGUGGACAGAAUGGACGUCUUCUUAUUCAGUUCUUUCUCUGAUGUGCUCCACAAACAAAGUGUAAGAACUGAAGUAUAGGUAUUAGCAUUCAUGUCUCCCUGAAGCACAAAAGCAAGUCAUUUCACAUGGGUGAAAUGUUAUAUUGUUACCAAAUGCUCAUGUAAUAUGUCCAUGUCUGUUUUAAGCUAAACAAAUGUGCCUUCUUUCAAGGAAUCUUCCUACUUUCACAUUAAUAACGAUCUCUCUCUCUCUCUUUCUCGCUCUCAAAUGUCAUUAUUUUUCUUGAGUGUAUGAUCUGUGCAGCUUAUCACUUGCAUGUAAGUCACUUCAAAUACUUGACAAUCACAUCCACCGACGUCUCGUUAAAAUAAAAAUGGAAAUGCUCUUUUUGAUCA
Messenger RNA from Cyprinus carpio (common carp), 5229 nucleotides. It is a transcript of the gene slc38a12, whose product is annotated as solute carrier family 38 member 12. NCBI's taxonomy places the organism in Eukaryota, Metazoa, Chordata, Actinopteri, Cypriniformes, Cyprinidae. The record is from RefSeq and is a predicted model, not a curated record.